CUCCAGCUUCUUAUUCAUUCUUAGACAAUGUAAUAACUUCUUAUUGACAUUGUUGUAAGAAAAUCACGAGCAAAGAAGAUCUAGUUUCUUUAAUUUGCGUACCAGACUAGAAGAACUUGAUGAAAAUCGUACUUAAUGAAUAGAAGAUUCAGUAAUAAGGGGCGGAAAAAGAAAAAAAAAAAAGCAAGCGUCGUCGAGGACGGGCGUGAGGAUCUGGAAAGAACCUUUGAGGAGCACAUAUUCUGUCACCAUUUGUAUCAAUCAAGCAAAAAGCUUUGCCUGAAAUGGGGAAAAUAUGGAUUGAAGUCUGCCUGAUUUCCGCCAGGGGGCUACGACGAACAAUAUCAUCUUUGUGGAAGCUGCAAUGGUAUGCUGUUGGAUGGAUUGAUCCAAACAACAAGUACUGUUCCAAGAUUGAUUCUUCAGGCAAUGCAAAUCCUGUUUGGAAAACCAAAUUUUCAAUGUUAGUUGACACUUCUGAAUUAGAUGCUCUCCAUGUUGAAGUUUACAGUAGAGAGCCCAUUUUUCUUAGAGAAAAGCUCCUGGGAACAGCUACUGUGAUUUUGAAAGAAUUUCUGGACAAGUACAAUAACAACUCUGAGAUUUCAAAGCCUGUUGAAGAGGUGGGGAGCUUUCAACUGCGGAGAAAGAACUCGAAUAAACCUCAGGGGUUUGUUGAUGUAUCGAUACGAAUUUCAGAGGAAAGAGAAGAACCAAGUUCACUCCCAGAUUUACUAGGUGACAAUGAGGGAUUUAAGCUUGCAGAUAACAGCGGUGGCUUCAACUUGGCUAAUGGAUAUAAACCUGCACCAGCAUACCCACAACCACAAUCCUUGACCCCCGCUCAACUGCAAGGAAACCAACCACAGCCAAAUCACCAAUAUGCACGUCAAGUACCGUAUGCUAUAAAUUAUUCCGACCCAUCGGUGGGAGGAACGAGCUACGCACCAGCAGCAGGACCGAGCUAUCAGCCACAUCGUGCUCCACCACCACCACCUCCACCUGCUAAUGUUGGUUACAUUCCAACUUUCCUCCCAAGAACAGACAACACGCCGUCUAGUUACUUAAGCAUGCCACAAAGUGGAACUGCAGCAGCACGAAAUGCAAGACCUGGUUUUGGAAUGGGAGUAGGUGCUGGGGCAUUAGCAGCUGGUGCUGUGAUAUUUGGAGAGGAUUUCAUGUCUGGUUUUGAUAUUCCUCGUGGUUUACCGGAUCCCUCUCUCACCAUAUCUCUUGAUCCCCCUUUCUGAAGAUGGAAUACCAUCUAUUUUCUUAUGAUGCAUACAAUGAGAUAUUGUAAAAUUAAUAUGCUUUCCGCACUGCUAAUAUCUGCAAAGUUUCAGUUUGUAGCUGCAAAUCACGGGCUUCUUGUAAAGCUGCAGAGGUUUCAGCUACUAUGGAAUAAACUGAAGUACAAUUUUACAAGUCUCAAUAUACAUGUAUUGUAUUACAUCAUAGUACUUUGUCAUAGUCUCAAGGA
Messenger RNA from Nicotiana attenuata, 1480 nucleotides. RefSeq lists its product as uncharacterized. The transcript is spliced from 4 exons. The record is from RefSeq and is a predicted model, not a curated record. Bases 285 to 1250 code for a protein of 321 amino acids. Gene Ontology annotation, biological process: defense response. NCBI's taxonomy places the organism in Eukaryota, Viridiplantae, Streptophyta, Magnoliopsida, Solanales, Solanaceae.